Molecule: messenger RNA, 1221 nt
Organism: Paramecium tetraurelia
Lineage: Eukaryota; Ciliophora; Oligohymenophorea; Peniculida; Parameciidae
Exons: 3
Source: RefSeq, a predicted model, not a curated record
AUUGAAAUCGUAAUCAAUAAUAUCUUUUAUUUAUCUACAAACACAUGUCUGAAGAACACCCAGCAGUCGUUAUUGAUAAUGGAUCAGGAUAAUGCAAAGCCGGUAUUGCAGGAGAUGAUGCUCCAAGAUGCUGUUUCCCAGCAGUCGUAGGAAGACCCAAACAUUAAGGAAUUAUGGUUGGUAUGGACAGCAAGGAAGCCUACGUUGGAGAUGAGGCUUAAGCUAAGAGAGGUGUUUUGGCACUUAAGUACCCAAUUGAUAAUGGUAUUGUCAAUAAUUGGGAUGACAUGGAAAGAAUUUGGCAUCAUGCAUUCUUCAAUGAAUUGAGAGUAACACCAGAAGACCACCCAGCUCUUUUGACUGAGGCUCCAAUGAAUCCAAAGGCCAACAGAGAAAAGAUGACAUAAAUCUUGUUCGAAACAUUCAACGUGCCAUCAUUCUACGUUGCUAUUCAAGCAGUGCUUUCACUCUAUGCUUCAGGAAGAACAACUGGUAUCGUUGUUGAUUCUGGAGAUGGUGUUUCACACACAGUCCCAAUCUAUGAAGGUUAUGCCCUUCCACAUGCUGUACUCAGAAUUGACUUGGCAGGAAGAGCCUGUACUUAAUAUUUGGUUAACAUUUUAAAUGAAUUGGGUGUUUCAUUCACAUCAUCAGCUGAAAUGGAAAUAGUCAGAGACAUGAAAGAGAAAUUGUGCUAUGUUGCUCUUGAUUAUGAAGAGGAAAUGAAGAAAUAUAAGGAAAGUGCUGCCAACAAUAGACCCUAUGAAUUGCCAGAUGGAAAUGUUGUUGUCAUCUAAAACCAAAGAUUCAGAUGUCCUGAAUUACUCUUCAAACCAAACUUCAUUGGUCUUGAAGUUGCAGGUAUCCAUGAAUUAACAUUCAAAUCAAUUAUGAAAUGCGAUAUUGAUGUCAGAAAGGAUCUUUACGGAAAUGUUGUCAUGUCAGGAGGUACAACUAUGUUCCCAGGAAUCCCAGAAAGAUUGAGCAAAGAAUUGACAUCACUUGCUCCAUCAUCCAUGAAAAUCAAAGUUGUUGCCCCACCUGAAAGAAAAUUCUCAGUCUGGAUCGGUGGAUCAAUCUUAUCAUCAUUGUCAACAUUCCAAGCUAUGUGGAUCACAAGAAGCGAAUACGACGAAAGCGGUCCAACCAUUGUCCACAGAAAGUGUUUCUGAGAGAUAAUAAGUAUUAAUAAUCAAUAUAAAUAACAUUUUAUCAAUACUC